AUGAGCGGACAAAAUGCAUGGUCUGAGAAAUAUCGUCCAAAAACACUUGACGACGUUCAAGGACAAGAAGAGGUAAUCAAGUUACUUAAAUCUUCAUUGGAUAGUGGAUUACCAAAUUUAUUAUUUUUUGGACCUCCUGGAAGUGGAAAAACUACUUCAAUACUUGCUGUUGCACACGAAUUAUUUCAGGGAUACUUUAAAGAACGUGUAUUAGAAUUAAACGCUUCUAACCAAAGAGGAAUUGAGAUGGUUAGAACAACCUUAAAAAAUUAUGCCAUGCAAGAUGUUACUCAUUACGAUGGAAUUCCUGAUUACAAAUUAAUUAUUUUAGACGAAUCAGAUGCACUUACUCCAGAUGCACAAACUGCAUUAAGAAGAAUGAUGGAAGAUUUUACAAAGAAUACUCGAUUUUGUUUAAUUUGUAAUUACAUCAGUCGUAUUUUACCACCAAUUUCUUCUAGAUGUAUUAAAUUCAGAUUUAGUGCAUUACCAAAAGAGAUAGUAUCAAAUAGGUUACAAAUGAUUUGUGAAAAAGAAGGAUUUUCUGUUACAAAUGAAGCUAUUCAAGCUGUUUCUAUAUUAAGUGAAGGUGAUUUACGUUAUGGAAUUGGAUUACUUCAAAAACUAUCACAAGGUAUAAAUCAUUCUGUAACACCACAAGAUAUUUCUAAUGUUGCUGGUGUUGUUCCUUCAAAAGAAAUCACUGAAAUAAUUCAUUUAUGUCAAAAUGGAAGUGUUAAUGAUUUAUAUUUAAAAGCAAUGUCAUUAGUUGUUGAACAAAACUAUUCAGCUGAUUCUAUUCUUUCACAACUGAGAGAUGUCUAUAUCGAAGAUUGUGUUAACUUAACUAAUCAAGAACGUUGUUUAUUCUUACAAUUAAUAGCACAGUCCGAUGCUACUUUAAUAGAUAAAACAGACCCUUUGUUUAGUAUUUGCGCAUUAUUAUGUUCAUUAUUUAAGUUUUAUCACAAAUUAACAUUAAAUCCAUAG
Molecule: messenger RNA, 990 nt
Organism: Entamoeba dispar SAW760
Lineage: Eukaryota; Evosea; Mastigamoebida; Endamoebidae
Product: replication factor C subunit, putative
Exons: 1
Coding region: 1-990 (329 amino acids)
Biological process (GO): DNA-templated DNA replication; DNA repair
Cellular component (GO): nucleus; DNA replication factor C complex
Molecular function (GO): DNA clamp loader activity; DNA binding; ATP hydrolysis activity
Source: RefSeq, a predicted model, not a curated record